AUCUUUUGACUUCUCUUUUUCUGACUUCAGCGACAGUCCUGCUGCGGGUGCCCUUAGCCCAGUUUCAUUCAUCCAAGUUGUGGCCUUGCUUGCGCCUUCCGAAGACACUUUUCUCCCCCCACUCCCCCGUUUUUGAUUGAUCUUGAGGGGGGGCUUUCAGGUUUGGAGGGAUAAGCGAACCAGCAGCCCGUUCACUUGAGGUGAUGGCGUGGCCGAGGACAGGGGCCGGCGGCCGAGGCAGCUCUUCGUCCUCUGUUCUGGGUCGGGCACUCCAGUCGUCGCUGAAACCCCCAUUCUUCCGAGAAUUUGGGUUGGUACAGUAGGCUUCACUAGACUUAGCUGCAACUCAGAAUUUCUCCUCCAGCACCUGAGUAAAUGCUGAUGGUCUUGUGGAGUGUGGAUUAAGAGUACGAGCUAAGUUCUCAAAUCCCAAUUAAGAAGCGGAGGAAAAUUUAAACUGUCUCCUUCAAAGUUUAUCACAACCACCACCAUCAAGACAGCAAACCAAAGGACAAAGACUUUGACCUGCUGUGUUGCUCUGUAUAGUCCAGUUCACGUAUGGUUUACAGACUUGGCUGAGGUUACUAAUAAGUAAAUAAAAAGUUGGACACUUCUGUCAUUUGGACGCUUUUAUUCACGAGUUACCAGAAUGAGGGCUGUUCUGGAGACAGCAGACAUUGCCAUAGUGGCCCUGUAUUUUAUCCUGGUGAUGUGCAUUGGUUUUUUUGCCAUGUGGAAAUCUAAUAGAAGCACCGUGAGUGGAUACUUCCUGGCGGGGCGCUCUAUGACCUGGGUAGCAAUUGGUGCCUCUCUGUUUGUGAGCAAUAUUGGGAGUGAGCACUUCAUUGGGCUGGCAGGAUCUGGAGCUGCAAGUGGAUUUGCAGUGGGCGCAUGGGAAUUCAAUGCCUUACUGCUUUUGCAACUUUUGGGAUGGGUUUUUAUCCCAAUUUACAUCCGGUCGGGGGUAUACACCAUGCCUGAAUACUUGUCCAAGCGAUUUGGUGGCCAUAGGAUUCAGGUCUAUUUUGCAGCCCUGUCUCUGAUUCUCUAUAUCUUCACCAAGCUCUCAGUGGAUCUGUAUUCGGGUGCCCUCUUUAUCCAGGAGUCUUUGGGUUGGAACCUCUAUGUGUCUGUCAUCCUGCUCAUUGGUAUGACUGCUUUGCUGACUGUCACCGGAGGCCUUGUUGCAGUUAUCUACACAGACACUCUGCAGGCUCUGCUCAUGAUUGUUGGGGCACUCACACUUAUGAUUAUUAGCAUGAUGGAGAUUGGUGGGUUUGAGGAAGUUAAGAGAAGGUACAUGUUGGCCUCACCUAAUAUCCCUUCCAUCUUGUUGACAUACAACCUAUCAAACACAAAUUCUUGUAACGUCAACCCUAAGAAAGAAGCCCUAAAAAUGUUGCGGGAUCCAACAGAUGAAGAUGUUCCAUGGCCCGGAUUCAUCCUUGGGCAGACCCCAGCCUCAGUGUGGUACUGGUGUGCUGACCAAGUCAUCGUACAAAGGGUCCUGGCAGCCAAAAACAUUGCUCACGCCAAAGGCUCUACUCUUAUGGCUGGCUUCUUGAAGCUUCUGCCAAUGUUUAUCAUAGUUGUCCCAGGAAUGAUUUCCAGGAUACUGUUUACUGAUGAUAUAGCUUGCAUCAACCCAGAGCACUGCAUGCAAGUGUGUGGAAGCCGAGCUGGGUGCUCCAAUAUUGCUUACCCACGCCUGGUGAUGAAGCUUGUUCCUGUGGGCCUUCGGGGGUUGAUGAUGGCUGUGAUGAUUGCAGCUCUAAUGAGUGACUUGGACUCUAUAUUUAACAGUGCCAGUACUAUAUUCACUCUUGAUGUGUACAAACUCAUCCGCAAGAGUGCAAGCUCCCGGGAACUAAUGAUUGUGGGGAGGAUAUUUGUGGCUUUUAUGGUGGUGAUCAGCAUAGCAUGGGUACCAAUCAUUGUGGAGAUGCAAGGUGGCCAGAUGUACCUUUACAUUCAGGAGGUAGCAGAUUACCUGACCCCCCCAGUGGCGGCCCUAUUCCUUUUGGCAAUUUUCUGGAAGCGCUGCAAUGAACAAGGGGCUUUCUAUGGUGGAAUGGCUGGCUUUGUUCUUGGAGCAGUCCGUUUGAUACUGGCCUUUGCCUACCGUGCCCCGGAGUGUGACCAACCUGAUAAUAGACCAGGCUUCAUCAAAGACAUCCAUUAUAUGUAUGUGGCCACGGCAUUGUUUUGGGUCACAGGACUCAUUACUGUAAUUGUCAGCCUUCUCACUCCACCUCCCACAAAGGAACAGAUUCGCACCACCACCUUUUGGUCUAAGAAGAACCUGGUGACAAAGGAAAGCUGCUCUCAGAAAGAUGAGCCAUACAAAAUGCAGGAGAAGAGCAUUCUGCGAUGCAGUGAGAACAGUGAGGCCAUCAUCCAUGUCAUUCCCAAUGGGAAAUCUGAAGAUAGUAUUAAGGGCCUUCAGCCUGAAGAUGUCAAUCUUUUGGUGACCUGCAGAGAGGAGGGUAACCCUGUGGCUUCCUUGGGUCAUUCAGAGGCAGAAACACCAGUAGAUACUUAUUCCAAUGGGCAAGCGGCUCUCAUGGGUGAGAAAGAGAGAAAGAAAGAAACAGAGGAUAGAAGCCGGUACUGGAAGUUCAUAGACUGGUUUUGUGGCUUUAAAAGUAAGAGCAUCAGCAAGAGGAGUCUCAGAGACUUGAUGGAGGAGGAGGCUGUCUGUUUACAAAUGUUAGAAGAGACUCCACAAGUUAAAGUCAUACUAAAUAUUGGACUUUUUGCUGUGUGUUCUCUUGGAAUUUUCAUGUUUGUUUAUUUCUCCAUAUGAACUUAAGGAUAUGAUGAGACAUUUAACUUAAUACUGGUCUUUGGAAAAAAAUUAUGUAACUGUUGCAUCUCUCAGGCAUUGUUUACGCUGUAGGUUUUAGCCAAAUUUUACUUAGCAGAAAAUCAUCUAUUUGCAAGACUUUAUUUUCCCAGACAUGGAUUAAAGUAAAUCUUCAACUUUUAAAUGAAGCAAAACAGACUGAAAAGUUAAAAAAAAAAAAAUGUGGUUUAAAAAUUUCCAUACCAAAGUAAAGAGAGACCAAUUAUUCUCAGAUAUCUUAGAGCAUAAUAAAUGUUAAGGUAUCAUGAAUAAGAUAUUGUCUGCACUGCCAGGUCUUGGUAGACCUUAAUGCUGAAGUAGAAGAUUUGCUCAUUUCUAAGUUUUUUCUGUCUCUGUAAUUCGCACUACCAUUUAAAAAUACAAUAACUGAAUUUUACAUGUUGUAUAAUCAAUUAUGUUCUGAAACUCUAAUGUGUGGUAUGUAUUUCAAGACAGGUUAGUUUGCCAGGUUAAUUUUUGUGUGUGACUGUGGAUUGAUUGCCAAAAGAGAGGAAGAAUGUUAUUCUGUAGGUAUUUUUGUACCACCUGUAUGUGGAAUGUUGGGGGUGUGGGUUGAUCCGGUUCUUCCCCCACCUGUUUUUUCCUACUUUUCACUGAAGUUUAAUGAACCACAUAAUGAACACCGUCUGUUUAUAAAGUUACAUAUUCAAAUUGUAUUACUGAAUGAUUAUGGGGGGAAGUAAAAUAAAUGUUACUGAUGAUCCCCACCUUUUUUGACCAAAUUAAGGUGGUUUUUAUAUAGUUUGAGAAUUACCAGCUUCCAAGCAGUGUUUGAUUAACUUUGUCAAGCAGAUGAUUAAUCAUACUUCAAUGAAUUUGACUUUUUUUUCCUUGUCAUUUGAUAACAUUCUUUAUUAGUUAAAAACCCAGUAGAUUGAGUUGGAAGGUUUGUACAGAAUCUUGAACAAACGUUUUCACUGCUUUUUGUGUUGCUGCGUUAUCAUGAUAUAGCAAGGGAAAAUUUAAUUCUGAGAUCAUACUGCAUUCUUGAUAAUUUUUUUUUAUUUUGUAUUUUUUUCCUCAAGAUUUACCAUCUGUACACAGCCUGUACAUCUUGUUGUGAGCAUGUAAGGAUGUUUCAGUGCAAACUGGCCAUUAGUACCAGAAAACUCAGAGUGCACACUUGCCAUUGGUAGAUUAUUUGUAGGAUGGAUAGCAUGUUUAAGAGAUGCCAUAAACAAGAACUUCUUGGUUUAGUACUGUACUUGUGGAGGAAAUUAUAGGACUUGUGUAAUUAUAGGAUCCUUAUCUUGACAUGGUUUACCCAGUUGCAUCAUCCACAGGUGGGAAUCUAUUUUUCCUUAGUGAGGAAGAGGACUGAUGAUGUUAGAGAAGAGCUUUGCAGGGGAUAUAGCUCUGUGUCCUCAGCACUGUCCUUUUUCCUCCCUGAAAAAUAAGAAAACUAAUUGUAUCUACUUUCUUUGACUAUCUUUAAACUAAUGCUUUUUAAAUUGCAUGAUUUUUAUUAAGCUUGUAUUCUUUAGGAAAAUUACUUUUAUAGACACUUUCAUAGAUUUUUGAAUCAAAACUCAGUCCUGAUGACUUUGAAAUUUUUUAGCGUAUAAACUAAUUUGUUUUUGAUGGACUUGAUUAGUCCAAAGUUGAUUUCAGAAAUUAUCAGGUAUAAUGUCUUCCCAUCAUCAGGAAGCUUUUUGAUGGACUGAGUCUGUAGGUGAAAAAGUAAUUCAUGUAUGAAUAGCAUGUAUUUCUAAAGCGCUUAAGAGUGCCUUGUAGAAUUUUUUUUUUUUUUCUCAAUUUCAUUCUUAAGGUUUAUCUGGGGAUCAAAUAGAUAGGGACCAUCCUUUCCUUGUAUGGAGGUUGAGGCUGUGACAUGUUCAAGGUUAGAAAACCUAUUUCAGAAGAACAGAAAUCCGGUCUCCAAAUCUGGACUCUACAUUUGUCAAGACAAAUGAUUUGUCCAUGGUUUGUGCUUUUCCUAAAGUAAGUGUUCUUCCUUUGGGACAACCUUUUGGUAUUUGGAAAAGUAAUAGGAUCUUGGGUUUUCCAAAUUGGCAUUAAGCUGUACGAAUUAACAUUUUCUUUGAACAUACUGCUGUGUAACUCAGCAGUGAGAAUUGACACAUUGGCUGGGUAGCCUUCCUAUUGCUUCUCUUCUAUUUAUUUAUCAGUAAGUGAAUAGGAGAUAUUUAUGUAGAUCCCCACCCUUGAUUUCAUGUUAGGUCCUAGUGCUUUGGAGUAUUCGAGGCCGUCCCACCCCCAAUCUCUGCUGUUGUCUUAGUAUGAUACAUAGAAUACAUCAUCUUGUGUCUGUUGGUGUAUGUAUAGCAGUAGGUCAAGUUUAGAUUACUAAUGUUUGUAAAUAAAGAAUGACUAUUAGUGUAUCCAUUAGAAUUCUUUAUUCUUGCCAGUAUAAACAUCACUUUAUUUAGACGGAAUUCCCUGAAGCUUUGUCCUCUUCAUUGUUUCCCAGUAAUAAAUAAUGUGUUUGAAUAGGUAGGUGAAUUUCUGAUGGCAGCUUUAUUUCAGGGGUCUAAUCUUCAGUCUUCAUUAGAAUGAUUAUUCCUAGGAAAUGACAUAUGGACUGUCUUAAGCUAGCAAAAUGUUCCUGCUUUGUACUGAGUAAAUGAGUCAUAAAAGAUGACAUUGGUCUCUAGACCUUAAUGUGUAUAUUUUUAUAUUUGUUCAAGUUAAGUUUUAGAAUUGACCAAGUGAUAUUAUACUGACUAAAAUAGUAGCUAACCAUCAGAAUGAGGUGAGAAUACUGGUCUUCAAAGGUAGAGAAAAAUGCCACCAAAUCAGCUGCAAAAUGUGUUUCCCCGCUCUUAAAUUUUUGUCUUCUCAGGCAGUCUUUGUAUCCAGAUUGGAUACAAAGGACUUACUACAGAGAUAUGCAAAAGGAUAGUUUGCUUUUUUUGUGGAGCCUCUAGUUUCUCUGUCUUUUAGAUUCUGUCUUGCCACCCCAAGAGAGAGGUGAUCACUUUUGCCUUUAGAAAGCAGUAGCAGUGGUUCUGUGUCCUUUGACCCAAAUUUAAGAGAUCUGCUCUCUGGGGCUUCCUUUCCUCUUGGCUCAAAGGAUCCAUUGUCUUUUUACCCAGAGAGGCUGGCCAGGAUCAUGUAGCCAGUAGCUCUUAGGAAUGGCACCUCAAGCAAUUAGAAAGGACCCAUCACUCUGAGAAACUUUUUAUUUUAAGAGUUGGGUGGGACGGUUACUCAGUGUAACCUGAAGCUAAGCAGAGGGUUAAAAGUCUUGUCUGGAGAAUUAGAGUCUUUAUGUUUCUCCAUUGGCAGUCCACAGCUUUUUUCUCUAUAUUAGGUGCAUGGAUCUUCUCCUCUCUUUCAAUGUCAUUUAAUAUAGAAGGUAUUCUCACUCUUUUCUACCAAAUAAACCAGCUGUAUUUUUAGCCAUUAAAGGGUUAGGUCCUUUAACAUUCCCACCUGGCAGUAUUAGGCUUACUCAUUACCUUAUGUUUUCCCUAACUCAUUUUCAUCAGAAGUUUGAUGACUGGAAAGGGACCAUAUGGAUGUCUGGUAAUGACACCUCACCAUUCCCUAGGUUUUGGGUUGACAGAUAUGUCUAAGGCCAUUCCUCUUAGAUUAUGUAACUGUGGAGCCUUGCCAAGACAGAAUUUUCCUAAGAAAUCAGGAAAACUAUUAAGUAGGAUAUCAAUAAGUACUUGGGUGAUACAGAUGUGGAUAGUUGGUAAACUACAAAUAUUAGCUUAAUUUAUAGCCUUAGAGUCAUAUUCAUUGCAUUCUAGAUCUUGAAGCAUCUUGGCUAUCAGCUAAUUAAGCCACUCCCCUUAUAAAUUGGGGUAUCCGUGUAUAAAGAUCCAGCCUAAUGUUGAAUAUAAUACAAAUUUAUUAACAUUAGAGGUUAGAAUGGGAUUUGAUAGUGUUCACUUGUAGGCUUUAGCAUUCAAGAUUUUUUCAUUAGCCAGGUGCUUAGGUGCUUAAGUCACUUCAUAGGUUGAUAUUAGCCCAACGGGAUUUUACAGUGGCAUAUAUCAAUGUGUUUGUUUUUAUCUCCUUACCAUUCUGAGAGAUUGGUCUUUUUCUCUUUAUUCACAUUGCUUCUUUAAUAUUUCAGCUUUCUUUCAACAAAUUAAUAUUUUGCUCUUUGGUCAGCUUAUUUCACUUUCAGGCAUACUGUCUUGGUGUUUAAUUACUGUCCUUUUCCCCCAGUAUUGAGGACUUAGAUCCAAAUAAUACUUUGUAUAUUAUAAAUCUUAAUUAACUUAAAAUGUUAAUUCUUGACAAAUUGUCUCAGAUUUGUGUUGACUAAAUGAUAAAAGCACUAAUGGUUCAUGACUAUUUUAUUCUCAAAACUCCAUCUCAAAAAUUAGAGAGCAAUAGUGAAAAUUCAUGAGUACCUUUGAAAUGACAGUGGGGUCAGAAUGCAGAAACAAUGGAGUUUACUUUAAUGCCAAAAAAACCCCAAAUUAUUCUUGCAGUAAAUAAAGGUAAAAUUUUGGAACUAGUCAGCAUAUCAAGAAACCUUUUGCACUGACAGGUAUGAGACUGGAUCGUAUAAGAAGUAAUCUUUUGAAUAUUAGAAUUGGUUGACUUAAUUCAGUGUUGCAGACCCUUUUCCUCAUUAAGAUCACUUCUUUUAAAUUUUUUUUUUAAUUAUCAGAUUCUUAUGGAAUACUACUUGGACUUUUAGAAGAGAAUUAGGCUAAGCUUCUAAGUAAUAAACUUUGUCAGCACUGAGUUCCACAUCAUUCACUUAGCUGUGUAAAUUUAUUUUACUUUUUAAUUCUGGGAAUAAGAUUUUACACUGCUGAUUCACCUUUAAAAAAUGUGAAAUUGAUAUCAUUUGUGUUUCUUUCUCAACUCCUUUGGUUGGUGGUUUUGGGGUAGGUACCUACCUCAUGUAUCUGGUAACCAACAACCAUAACUUUGACAACCUUUUACUUAAAAAUGAACAGAAAGGGUUUGGUGUGUUUGUAUCAUUAUUAAUCUCAUGUGCUAUACUCUGUAAGUGGAGUAUCAUACAUGAUCUGUGGCAGUUGUUGAAUUAAAACCAGUAACCUUAAUUGAAUUUACUUACUUGGGCUGGCAGCAUGUUUGAAGACAGGUGUGCUGGAAAAAGUGACUAGCUUGAAGAACAAAUCAGGAUAAUAUGUAUUGGUCCCAGAUUUCUAGUACAGGAAAGUGGUUUUGCUCUCCUCCAAAAAGGAGAAAAGCACUAUGCCAUAACUACAGCCUGUAAUAAAUGAAGCCCUCCCAAGCACUUCAAGACAGUUUAUGUUUAGUGAACUCUGCUGAUAAGGGAAGUCACAUACAUCAUAGUGAUUUUUUUUUUUUUUUUUUGCAACAGCACAAGUUGAUAGUAGAUAUCCACAACCUAAUUAUAUUUUGGUGAAUUUACACUAUUCCUUAGUGCUUCUGGAUAAAGAAGUAUUUAGUUAUCAGUGUGGCCUGUACUUCUAUAAGUUCAUUAGUGAUUUACUUUUUUGGUAUGAUAAUUAGAAAUUGAAAUUAGGCUUAUUGCUAUUAAUGAAAUCCCCACUUGUCAAAGGCCAUUACAUGGUAUUUCAUAGUAUAACUCUUGAAAUUGAUGUGUUUGGAUUAGUGCCUUCUGGUUACCAGUAUUGACUCUGUUAGUUUUCACCUUUCCUUUUCUUAUAGAAAAUUCUUCUUUGGUACUACUCCUUCAGUUUUAGUGUAACUAGUAAAGAGCAUUAAAAAACAAAACAAAAAAACCUCUCAUUUACAUUUCAUGCAAGUUUUAGGUUCAGGGAAACAAGUUAGCUGGACAUUUGUGUUGCUGCUUAAUGUUAUUUGUCUUUAUUUGCUUUUAUAUCCAUAAUUGAAAAUUUAAAGUUAUAUAAUUCUUUCGGUUUUAUCAUUAAUCCAUUAUAGGUUCCAUAAGUAAAUCUGAGAACAUGUGACAACAGUUCAUAUUCUAUGAUAGAGAAAAAACUAAAAGUCCAUAGAAAGCACAAAAUCAUGUUAAAGUAUAACGCGUGUCUCCACACGUAGAAAGCACAAGAGUGAUAGUGUUCUCUUUAACCCACAAGUGCCAGUCCUGGAACCCAUCAAGUAUUUGUUGUGAUGAGGACCACAUAUUGAUAGCCCGGGACAAUGAGGCAUCUGUUAUAGGUGGGUCCUGAGAAGAAAUUCAAAAUAAUAAUCUGGAUAAGUUUGUACUGCUUUGGAAGAGGGAGAGAAUAUCAGGAGUACUGGGAUUAUAUUUGGGUGUUUCUAGCAAAAUUGGGAUCUUUGGGUUCAAUCCCAAGUUCUGAAACUAAAGAAAUAGGGACAGAUUUUUAGAGUUUUGGUGUGUAGAACAGGUGACAGCCUUCUGGUUUGAGCUGUAGAGCCAUUGGAAUUUUUAAAAUCUUGAGGAAAUAUUACCUCUCAUGAACAAAAAUGCUCUAAACCCUGGAGAAGUUAACAUUUUAAUAGGGCAAAUACUACUUUAGUUUUUAUGUAGAUUUGUGAGAGAUGAAGUGACCUUUUACUUUCUUCACAUGCUUGACUUUGCUUCAUUUUAACUGAGGAGAAUUUGAUCCAAGAGUUCGAAGCAUCAAACUAAGUCUAAGACAGAUUUGCCAAAUGAACUACUUUGCUUUUCAUAAUGGUACCCAUAGUCUGAAUGAGUCUUUCACCUGUCCCAUUGUUUUCCUCAAGACCAGAUUAGAGGAAAUCUGUGAAUGUACGCAUGAAAGAUGAAAUGAUGUUCCACUUCACAGUUGGCUUUAUCUUGCUCCAACUUAAUGCAUUUCCCAAUCCCUGUUUGCCAAGAACGAAUAAAUAGCUUUAUCUUGAAUUUUGCCCAUGUCAAGAUACAACUCUCAGAAUAGGAGUGACUGAUUACCUUGUUCCGUCUCUCUCCUCUGUUUUGUGUAUUUAUCUUCUUAGAAAAAAGCUUGUUUAGAAUGUAGCUGAUAUAGACUAUUGUGACAUGUUUUUGGAAGAGUUAACCUGAACACUGGAGGGAGAGAUUCCUACCUCCAGCUAAAAGCCAGGCAGGUGUAUACCUACAUUUCUUUAGAAUGUAAAACCUUAGGCUUGAGCUCUGCAGGAAGAGGAGUGCCAGAAGAACAGGAAACUGGAAAGGCUCGAGGACCGUGCUUGGCUUAGCAGUAUGUAAUAAUGCAAAACAGUUGUAACCUGUUAGUUCUAUAGAUUGUGUAUCCUAUACCUUUAAAUUUAAACUAGUUUAUAAAAACUUUAUGAAAGGAUGCUUUUGAAAAAACUUUUGGCAGAAAUAUCUUUCAUUUAUAAUUCCAUGGAAGACUGCUUUAAUUAGCCUAGGUGAAAAGUAGUCCUAGUGGUGUAAAUAUGUAUAAUUAGAAUUGCCUAAUUUCACUGUGAGAUCUGACUUUUAAGUGGCAAACGGAUCAACAAAUCUUGCUCAUGGAGUUUUCUGUGGGGUUGUUAAAAUGCAAAAGCUUUAUUUUUUUUAAUAAUGACAUAUUACUUUAGUGUCAGAUAAUGGUAUGGAAUCUGUUCCCCUGCUUUCCCCUGCCAUUAUUGCUUCAGUUUAUAGAUUGCCAGCAGAGCUCAUAAAUAGAGCAGGGGUUUGCCCAUUCUGAUUGGACAUCCCAUGUUCUGUCCAGACUGUGUUGGCAAUUAUGAUAUGAACUAUGUUAGGCUUCUCAGUGCUUUUUUUUUUCUUUUUUGAUAAGAUGGAUAUCAAAAAUAGUUGCUGUGCAAAAGUUAGUAGUCUUCUUCAAGAAGAAAACCAAUUCCUUUUCUAAUAAUAUCCUGUGAAAUUGCUUCAUUCAUUCCUUUGUUUUUAAGCCAAAUGUCAGCAGAAUACUGCUGCUUUUAUCUAGUAAUUUUGAUAUGUAAGUAUUAAUGCAUUUUUAAAAGAUAUCUGCAUUGAAAAAUGCUUCUCCCAGUGUCCUGCCUAUUAUGCUUUGUUCACAUUUUCUGUAAGAGACCUGGGGAGUGUGUAUUGUGUACAUGUAUCAUUUUAGUCAGGUAUUGUAGGUCAAAUGUAAUUAUAAGUGAAGUUGAUGAACAUUCAUUUUGAGUGAGUCUUUGAUUGUAAACUUAAUUUCCAAUUUGCCCUUCAUUGUUCACAGCUUUUUUGUCUUAAAGUUUGGCUAACUGGGUCUGUUCCAUUGUGCAAUGUUUUAAGAAAAUAGAAUUUAGUAUAAAUCAGGUUACUUCCAUAUUGAAAGGAAAACAAUUGAAACUGUAGAUUUAAAAUUGUUAACCAUUCCUGACAAUUCUAACCUGACUAUUCCACUGUAUACAAUCUGAUUUUUUAAAAUUGUAGACAUAUGAUCUUGGUUUAAAGUGUUUUAAAAAGUGUUAUUGUUGUUUAAAAAUGAAAAAAAAAAAUGAAGCAUAUCUGCUAAAAGAGCUGUCAGUUUUCAUUACUGACUCUGUAAAAUACACUGUUCUUUGUGUACUGUGUGUUAUUUUGCCAGCUGCUGCAUUAGCCUUCAGAAGUAUUUGGAAGAUGAACUACAUUUCUUGCAAAAGUACAUUCCUUUCUGUGGUAUUUUGUCCUGUAACUGAAGUGUAGUAAUUAUUUUAUGGAAUUGUUAGCACUUCUGUACCAACUUUGAAUAAAACGAAAAAUUUACAUUGUU
This is a messenger RNA of Ictidomys tridecemlineatus (thirteen-lined ground squirrel), 11382 nucleotides long. NCBI's taxonomy places the organism in Eukaryota, Metazoa, Chordata, Mammalia, Rodentia, Sciuridae. The record is from RefSeq and is a predicted model, not a curated record.